Messenger RNA from Oldenlandia corymbosa var. corymbosa, 303 nucleotides. NCBI's taxonomy places the organism in Eukaryota, Viridiplantae, Streptophyta, Magnoliopsida, Gentianales, Rubiaceae. The record is from the annotation of a GenBank genome assembly.
AUGGUAACCCCAGAUGAAGACAUCUUCUACCUGGUUGGACUGCUAUCUUCAGCCAAGCCACAUUCCACAGGGAAAGAUGGAUUGGAACACAUCAUAAAGCAAAAUGAUCGAAUAUUGAGACUCUGUGAAAGGAAGCAACUAGGGGUGAAACAGUAUCUGCCACAAUAUAAGACACAAAAUGAAUGGAAAGUUCACUUUGGUAAACAAUGGGGAGUCUACAGUAGAAGGAAAUCCACCUAUGACCCUUUAGCAAUCCUAGCUCCUGGCCAGAGAAUUUUCAAAAAAGCAGUACCCUUUCAGUGA